Molecule: messenger RNA, 4590 nt
Organism: Enhydra lutris kenyoni (northern sea otter)
Lineage: Eukaryota; Metazoa; Chordata; Mammalia; Carnivora; Mustelidae
Product: calmodulin-regulated spectrin-associated protein 1-like
Exons: 16
Coding region: 25-4590 (1521 amino acids)
Biological process (GO): cytoplasmic microtubule organization; negative regulation of microtubule depolymerization; neuron projection development
Cellular component (GO): microtubule minus-end
Molecular function (GO): spectrin binding; microtubule minus-end binding; calmodulin binding
Source: RefSeq, a predicted model, not a curated record
GGCGGCGGCGGCGGCGGCUGUGAGAUGGUGGACGCGGGCGGCUGCCCGGCCGGGGAGGGCUGGAGGAGGAUGGAGGCCGCGCCCGAAGGCGCCGUGGACAUCGUGCCCCUGGACCGCUACGACUCGGCCCGCGCUAAGAUCGCGGCCAACCUGCAGUGGAUCUGCGCCAAGGCCUACGGCAUCGAUAACAUCCCCGAGGACCUCAGGGACCCCUUUUACAUUGACCAGUAUGAGCAGGAGCACAUCAAACCGCCCGUCCUCAAGCUCCUGCUGUCCAGUGAGCUGUACUGCCGUGUUUGCAGCCUCAUCCUCAAGGGGGACCAGGUGGCCGCCCUACAGGGACACCAGUCUGUCAUCCAGGCCCUGUCCCGGAAAGGGAUUUACGUGAUGGAGAGCGACGACACCCCCGUGACGGACCCCGACCUCAGCCAGGCGCCCAUAAAGAUGAGCGCCCACAUGGCGAUGGUGGACGCCCUCAUGAUGGCCUACACCGUGGAGAUGAUCAGCAUUGAGAAGGUGGUGGCCAGCGUCAAACGCUUCUCGACAUUCAGCGCCUCGAAGGAGCUUCCGUACGACCUCGAGGACGCCAUGGUGUUCUGGGUGAACAAGGUAAACCUUAAAAUGAGGGAGAUAACAGAAAAAGAAGUGAAGUUAAAGCAGCAGUUGUUGGAAAGCCCAGCUCACCAAAAGGUGCGCUAUCGCCGAGAGCACCUGUCCGCCAGGCAGCCGCCCUACUUCCCGUUGUUGGAGGACCUGAUGCGGGACGGCAGUGACGGGGCCGCGCUCUUGGCUGUGGUCCACUACUACUGCCCAGAGCAGAUGAAGCUGGACGACAUAUGCCUGAAGGAGGUCACGUCCAUGGCCGACAGCCUGUACAACAUCCGGCUUCUGAGAGAGUUCGCCAACGAGUACCUCAACAGAUGCUUCUAUCUCACGCUGGAGGACAUGCUCUAUGCUCCCCUCGUGCUGAAGCCGAACGUUAUGGUUUUCAUCGCCGAGCUCUUCUGGUGGUUUGAGAACGUCAAACCGGAUUUCGUCCAGCCCAGGGAUGUUCAGGAACUGAAGGACGCUAAAGCAGUGUCCCACCACAAGAGCAGUCGGCCUCCCGUUCCCAUCUCCAACGCCACCAAGCGCAGCUUCCUGGGCGGCCCCGCGGCGGUGAGCCCCGCCGACGCGCCGCUGCCCACCCAGCCGCCAGCUGAGGGUGGCCACAGGCACCGCGCGCACGACGAGCCCGAGCAUCUGGGGAAGGGGGCUUCUGCCUUCAGCCCGUCCCAUCCUUUACUGCCUCUGAGACAGAGACAGCAGAAGGCCGUGCAGGGGGAGGGCCCUCCCGAUCAGAGACACCGGUCCAGUUCUCUAACCCGAGUCGACGCUCAGCCGCGCGGUGCAGCACUCGCGUGGUCGGAAAAAAAGAACAGGCCUGUGUCACAGCCGGCACCCUUCGCGCUCCAUCACGCCACCAGCUGUGACAUGGACCCCGGCUCCAGUGACAGCAUCAGCCUGGCCCGCUCCAUCAGUAAGGACAGUCUGGCCUCCAAUGUCAUUAACCUGACUCCGCAGAACCAGCCACAGCCCACGGCGCUGAAGACCGAUGGGAAGAGCCUUCUGAACAAUGUGGAUAUUGAGGAUGAGGAGGAAGAGCUGGUGGCCAUCAUUAGAACGGAUGUGGCGCCCCACUGUGGUGACCGGGGCCUGCCCCCAAGCGCCAGGUCUCCCCAGAGGCUGGUGGAUGCCCUCGAAAGUAAGCCUGACAGUUUCUUCCUGGAGCCGCUGAUGCCGGCCGUGCUUCGGCCCACCAAAGAGAAGCAGGCGAUUGCCAAGGAGGAAGAGUGUGGGGAGGGGCGGCCACGGAGCUUUACAUCCAAGAGGCCCAGCGAGGGCCACCAGCCCCUGGUGCGCAAGAGGGCGCCCAGCAGUCACGGUGCUCGUGACCUGAGUAGGACUUUCACCCCGAUCUCCUGUGCGGAACUCCCUGUGGGCAUGGAGCCCGCGCCCACGGAGCCGGGGCCACUGGUGGCCGGGGACGCCCGCGGUGGGCUCCUGGGCAGCGGUGGCUUCAACCUGUUACCUCAGGGGCACACUGCCGAUGGCUUCUUCCUUCACGUUGCCAGAGCCGAUGAGGACCCCGAGGGCAGGUUCUGCGUCGGCUGUGCCCAGAGCCCCGGUGCCCACGAGCCCGAGCCGUGGGCCGUCCUGAGGCAGGACUCAGACUCGGACGUGGCGGACCUGGAGGAAGCCGAGCAGGAUUUCGUGGGCGAGGAUCCCCCCGUGGUGACGGCCAGGUGUGUCGGUGAGGAGGAGUCAGCCAAGCUGCAGGAGGACAUGAAGGGGAAGGAGCACGAGGACAAGGACGACGCCAGCGGCCGCUCGAGCCCAUGCCUGAGCACGGUGUCUCAGGUCAGCAGCGUCUCCGUGGCCAGCGGCAGCGUGAAGAUGACCAGCUUCGCGGAGCGCAAGCUGCAGAGGCUGAACAGCUGCGAGACCAAGUCGAGCACCAGCAGCUCCCAGAAGACCACGCCGGACGCGUCUGAGAGCUGCCCGGCCCCUCUGACCACGUGGAAGCAGAGGCGGGAGCAGAGCCCGAGCCGGCAGAGCCGGGAGCACGCCAGCCUCCUGGCUUCCGAGCUGGCACAGCUGCACAUGCAGUUGGAGGAGAAGCGCCGGGCCAUCGAGGCGCAGAAGAAAAAGAUGGAGGCCCUGUCGGCCCGGCAGCGGCUCAAGCUGGGCAAGGCCGCCUUCCUGCACGUGGUCAAGAAGGGGAAGGCCGACGGCGCGCCCCCGCCGCGCAAGCCGGACGCCCUGGCGGGAGAGUACGCCCAGCACAACGGCGAGGACUUCGACGGCGGGGUCUGCAAAUCGGAGGAGUUCCUCCUGAAGGACGAGGGCCGGGAAGGCAUCCUGGCGUCUCCAGACGUGGACGCGGAGGGCCUGCUUCUCCUGCAGCCGCCCAGAGCGAAGGUCCCCGCUGCGCUGCCCGAGCUGGAGAAGAGCAAGGCGCUGUCCGCCGCCCUGCUGGAGGACGCCGGCGAGGCGCUGGACGCGAGUGAGUGUGACCUGUCCAUCGAGAAGCUGAACGAGACCAUCAGCACGCUGCAGCAGGCCAUCCUGAGGAUCUCGCAGCAGCAGGAGCAGCUGCUCAUGAAGCCCCCCACGGGCCCGGGCCCGAAGCAGAGCGCCCAGGACCAGAAAGUCAGGGCGGCCAUCCACUUCGUGGAGCCUCUCUCUCCGCCCGGGACGACGGGUCACCGCAAGCCUCCCCGCCUUGGGCAGGGUCGGAACUCCCGCUCGGGCAGGCCGGCUGAGCUCAAAGUGCCCAAGGACCGACAGCAGGCUUCCUCCCGCAGCAAGACCCCCACGCCCAGUAGAGAGACCCUCCCUCACCUGCGGCCCUUCCCCCCUCGGACCCCCUCCGACCCGGGCUGGGACAGUGUUGCGGAGCCUGGAAAUGAGCCUCAUGACAAAUGCCUCUUCGACAGCUACAGGCUCCACGAUGAAAACAACCAGCGGACUUUUGUCUUGCCCCCUUCCAAAGACACAAACAUCCUCUCGGAACAGGUGGGCCUCAAAGAUGUUCUGGAUGGCAGCGUGGAGGAGGCGGCGCUCGGCUCCCCGGCUGUGUCCGGGAAGGAGAACGUCCCUGUGGACGAGCCCCCGAGGAGCAAGGCCAGUCUCAUCGAGGUGGACCUCUCGGACCUGAAGGCCCCUGACGAGGACGGGGCGACGGAGGGCCCCCAGAGCUCGGAGGACCUCGCCAGCGAAGGGGACCAGAAGCCGGGGGUCGGCUUCUUCUUCAAGGACGAGCAGAAGGCGGAGGACGAGCUGGCCAAGAAGCGGGCGGCCUUCCUCCUGAAGCAGCAGCGCAAGGCUGAGGAGGCGCGUGCGCGGAAGCAGCAGCUGGAGGCGGAGGUGGAGCUCCGGAGGGACGAAGCCCGGCGGAAAGCGGAGGAAGACCGGGCCCGGAAGGAGGAGGAGAAGGCGCGGCGGGAGCUCAUCAAGCAGGAGUACCUGCGUCGCAAGCAGCAGCAGAUUUUAGAGGAGCAGGGGCUGGGCAAGCCCAAAGCCAAGCCCAAGAAGCCGCGGCCCAAGUCUGUCCACCGCGAGGAGUCGGGCAGCGACGCGGGGACCAAGUGCUCCUCCACCCCCGACCACCUGAGCCGGGCCCAGUCGGGCUCCAGCCUGUCCCUGGCCUCCGCGGCGACCACCGAGCCCGAGAGCGUGCACUCGGGGGGCACACCUUCCCAGCGAGUCGAGUCCCUGGAAGCCUUGCCCACACUGAGCCGCAAUGCCAGCCGGAGCACAGACAGAGACUGGGAGACGGCGUCUGCAGCGUCCUCUCUCGCGUCCGUGGCCGAGUACACAGGUAAUGCGGAGGUCAUGGGCGCGUCCCUGCCGCGGGGGGGGGGGGCGGGGGGGGGGAGCCUCGGCCCCGCGGCCCGGCCCGCGCCCCUCGUCUCGCCGCCUUCCCGGCCUCCGGGCCUCCGGGCCUCCGGGCCUCCCGGCCUCCCGGCGCCCCGGCCUCGCGGCGCGGCCCCGCAGCAUGCAGCAGCAGCACCCGCGGCGGCGGCGGCGGCGGCGGCUGUGAGGUGA